Messenger RNA from Stylophora pistillata, 2091 nucleotides. Its product is annotated as cilia- and flagella-associated protein 206. Lineage: Eukaryota; Metazoa; Cnidaria; Anthozoa; Scleractinia; Pocilloporidae. The record is from RefSeq and is a predicted model, not a curated record. Gene Ontology annotation, biological process: regulation of cilium beat frequency. Gene Ontology annotation, cellular component: axoneme; ciliary basal body.
AUGACACCUCUGAAAACUUUUUCAUGGCGGCAUUUCCCGUCGAUCUGUAAAGUGCUUUCAGAAUCAUCAGCAACAGUACUGAUGUUGUGAUAUCAUUUGAGGGGAAAAUUUUUAGGAAAAUGUCUAGAGCACAAGCUGAGAGUGUCAUAAAAAAUAUAAUACGUGAAAUCGCGCAAGAAUGCGCCAACAAAGGCCAGGCGGUUUCGGAAACUCUCGUAGCAUUUAUGGUUAAAGCAGUAGUCUUGGACCCUGACAAUGAAUUUAACGUGGACAGAACUUUGACCAAAGAUGAUGUACAAAAACUCAUUAUGCUUUGUGUGGAUAGACUGUUGGACUCACAAUCUCCUUCUUUGGAUACAGUCAAGAUGCAGGUUUAUUUUGACAUGAAUUAUACCAGUCGAGCUGACUUCCUGGAAGAGCAUAGGAGGGUUCUUGAUCAGCGACUCCAACCAGUUAUUAGGGAGAUAACUGACAGCCGUGCAAGGACUAGAGAUGAAUUAGAGGGUUUGUACAGGAGAGUGGUCUCAUGUGUUUUGCUGCGGUCUGGUCUGGGUUCUCCAACUGACAUUGCUGUUGUGAGAGAAGCCACAGCUGCUUUGCAAAGUGUAUUCCCACAAACAGAACUGGGAACUUUUAUGUCUCUUACAAAGCGUGACAAGGAACGACAGCUGAAUGAGCUUGUACUAAUUGUGACAGGGAUCAGACUUUUUAAUCGUGAAUGUGGCAAAGGAGGAGAGGGGAUCGAUGACUUACCUGCCAUAUUAAGUGAAGCUGUUCCAGCCACGACACAGAAUGUUCAAACAGAAAUUCAAAAUACAACCAAGCUGGCGUUUAAAUAUACUGCGCUAGUUGAAGACGUUGUCGCUAACAAGAAAUCACCGGAAGGAUUGAAUUUAAACUUUAUUAAAGAAGCUUUGAUUAACACACGGCAACAUGAAGCAUUUCUUUCCAUCUUAUUGAAUGAUGUCGUUGGCUGUGCACAACAAGUAGAGGCCCUUGAAUCUCAGUUUUCAGCCGGAAUGGAAGCUUUGAAAAACACAGUACAGUCCAAAACUGCUGUGCCUACGGCUCAAGUUUAUCCCCAGUUUAUCACACUGGCUCAUUUGUGGACUGGCUUUCAAGAUGAAAUGGUCCUUUUAAGUGUUCUUAGUAACAUCUUAGCGAGUUUGGAACCCUUCACUAAGAUACACAAGGAAGUGUUAACAGAAGAAGUCUUACAGCCAUUCACUGAUGGAUUGGAAAUCAGAACUGAUGAUCAGAGACUAGCAGAUAGUUCUUCAGACGAUUAUAGAAUUGAUCGCAAAGAAAUCGAGAAUCCCAAGAUUGAACUAUUGUUUCAUGAGACUACAAAGAACUUCGACAAGCUACCGAUACAGUACCGGGGUUUUUGUGGAUGGUCGCUUGUUGUGUACGAUCGUUUAUUGAUCCCAUCCAACCCAGGGAAUGGUGUUCUACGUUAUAAAGACAGUUACUACGCCUUCUGUGACAAACAAGCUGCUUACGAGUUUUCCAAUGCUCCCGAAAGUUACAUCAAUGGAGUCGCAGAAGCGGCUAAGAAGUCUCCCGAACUUAUUCAGCUUCUGGAGCUGCACACACAGUUUGCUUCCAUCACACCGUACGCUCAGGGUAAAGAACCUGGGCGUAUGAUUGAGGCGCCCGUUACAAAGUGUGACAGUGGAACACAAACAGACACUCACUUCAUGGAGACAAAUAUUGUCAAGUCUUACGAGUGGAAUGAAUGGGAGCUGAGGAGGAAAGCUCUUAAACUGGCAAAUCUCCGCACCAAGAUCACUCAUUCAGUGCAGACGAAUUUGAGUAACUUUAGGAGAGACAAUGACUCCCAGGUUUACCUCCCAAAGAAUGUAGAGACACAAACCAAGCGAGAAUCAUCAACAAAUGUUCCGAAACCGUCCACGUUCGUAGCUGGCUUGCGAGGCUGCAACUCGACCAAAACAACAAUGAAUAUUGUGGACCUCACUCUAGAUGUUGAUCAAACUUAAGACACGUCGUAUGCAUGUACACCACUAGUUGUUCGUGACAAACACUUUGUAAAUAAUAUUUUGCAUUAAUAAAUUCUUUGUUCAGUUUUGC